Messenger RNA from Acaulospora morrowiae, 536 nucleotides. Lineage: Eukaryota; Fungi; Glomeromycota; Glomeromycetes; Diversisporales; Acaulosporaceae. The record is from the annotation of a GenBank genome assembly.
AAAUGAAAUUUGGAACAAUAAAGCAUUUGGAUCUGAGUUUGCUAAUUCAUUGAAUGAAGAUACUUACGUUUUGAACGUGAUUCUACCUGCCAUCCGAGCAACAUUGCAAGAUCUUCCUUUCGUUUCGAAAAGUGAUUCCAGUGCUGAUCAGAGGGGGAUAGAUGAAGUGGUCGAAGACCAUAUGUUAUAUGAUGAAAUAAAGCUUUGGCGAGAGGCUAACGAUGGGAUGUAUUACGUACGUAAGAGAUGUAAGCCCGACAAAGAUGAAUUUGAUAUUGUGGGGGUUCAGGUUGCUGGUCAAACAAUGCGGUCAAAUGUUUUCAUAAGAGAUAAUGCAGAUAUUCACAGAUACUAUCAUCUCCUUGAAGCCAAGGUGCCCAUACAACCGUCAGAUUCUGUCAUCGUAGCAAAAUUUGUUGAACUUCUAUUAGUAUUACGUAAUAUUUUGAUUGUAAACAUGAGUCUACUAUAUAAUGCUCCUUUAUCUAGAUCAGCUCGAUUAUUAGAAAAGAGCUCAACAGUCACAUCUCCACGAA